Messenger RNA from Helianthus annuus (common sunflower), 1238 nucleotides. RefSeq lists its product as uncharacterized. The transcript is spliced from 4 exons. Gene Ontology annotation, cellular component: membrane; clathrin vesicle coat. Lineage: Eukaryota; Viridiplantae; Streptophyta; Magnoliopsida; Asterales; Asteraceae. Bases 207 to 1109 code for a protein of 300 amino acids. Gene Ontology annotation, biological process: endocytosis. The record is from RefSeq and is a predicted model, not a curated record.
CCGACCCGCCCAAUUCCCAGUCUUCCUCAUAACCGGUCCAAGACCAAAAUCUAUCAAAAAACCACAAGCAAUCAACACUUCGAAACAUUCAAUUACUCUGCUCCAAUUCUCCAGUAUUUCUUCUCCAAAUCAGUUCCAAUUCAUCACGUUAACAACAAUUCAACAACAAUAACAGAAUCAGCAGCAGAAAUAACGAGCAUUAAACGAUGUCGUUUGAGUUAGAAGAAGAAGAUGCCUUCGAGCACACGUUACUAGUGGUUCGAGAAGUUUCGGUGUUCAAAAUACCGCCGCGAUCCACCAGCGGCGGUUACAAGUGCGGCGAGUGGCUGCAAUCGGACAAGAUCUGGUCCGGGAGGCUCCGAGUGGUGUCGUGCAACAAUCGGUGUGAUAUCCGGUUAGAGGAUCCGAAUUCUGGUGAUUUGUUUGCUGCGUGUUUUGUGCAUCCUGGACAGAGGGAGAAUGCGGUGGAAUCGGUGCUUGAUUCGUCGAGAUAUUUUGUGUUGAAGAUUGAGGAUGGGACGGGGAAGCAUGCGUUUAUCGGGCUAGGGUUUACGGAGAGGAAUGAGGCGUUUGAUUUCAAUGUGGCGUUGUCGGAUCAUGAGAAGUAUGUGAAGAGGGAGAGUGAGAAGGAGGAUGGUGGUGAAGGGAGUGAUGAGAGGCAGAUUAAUAUUCAUCCUGCUGUUAAUCAUAGAUUGAAGGAAGGUGAGACAAUUAGGAUCACUGUAAAAAACAAGCCUGCUAGUGGAGCUGGGAUGCUUUCGGCUGCUGGAUUAUCUGGCGGUGCUGGUGGGUCUGAAAAGAUUAAGCCACUAAGCCUUGCUCCACCACCUGUUACCUCCACAAGGAGUGGAGCUUCGGAAACCGAGAAAGUGAAGCCGCUAGGCCUUGCUCCUCCACCUGCCGCCACUCGGAAAACAAGGUCACUUAUCCCACCGCCACCCAAUGACCCUGCUGCUGUUCGGAUGACAUCUACAAAUCACAAGGAAACUGCAAAGAGUUCUACAGAUGCUUUUGCUGAUUUCUCUCAGAUUGAGAAGAAUCUUCCUUCCAUUAGUGGUUCUGGAUCAGGUCAAAAUAAAAACACUGCAGCUGGAUGGGCAGCAUUUUGAGGUUGUAAUACUUGGUAAACAUUUAUUGUGUUAUGUUUUGAAACACAGAAUAUGGCCCAUUAUUACUAAUAAUUCUACCUGAAAUAUGUCGAUUACUACACUUGAUUCAAUUAUUUUGUUUCAUAUUUA